AGCAAAAUACACCUCAAACUGAAAACAUUACUCCAGAGCAAAAUCCGCCAUCAACUCCUGAAGGUGAUCUUAUAUCGUUCGAUAAAAACCCACCAACACUUCAGCCGAGAGAGGCAAGUGCGCCGGCAGUCGACCCUUUAACUGAUGAUGUUCUAAAUACAGAAGCAGGAUCAAAAUGGUAUGAUUUAAUGGAAAUAGAUAAUGAAAAAGAUAGUAAACCAAGUGAUUCAGAAUAUGAUACUGCUGAAGAAGAACCAGAUAUUCAUUUUGAAAAAAUCAAGGAUCUAUAUAUUAAUAGAAUAGCAGAAGCCAGAAAAUUUAAUGAAGGUGAGGUAUGUGAUUAUUAUGCAUUUGUACCAAAAGGAUACUAUGCCGAGGGCGAGCCAUUAGCUUUCUUUGAAUCAAUCGAAGAAAAAAUUGCAGAUAUUUAUAAAAAAGAGUUAGCUUUAAAAGAUGGAUUAAAAGUAAGAAUCGUAGAAGAUCGAAUUAAUGCAACAAUAGAAAAAGGAUAUAAUGAAAUUAUAAAUCAAAUAGAAGACGAGGCAUUACAAGAAUCUGGAUGGUCAUUCGUCCAAGCAGAAGAGGUAUUUCUUGAAAUAAGCGCAUUCAGACCAUUGCAAGGUAGUGGUUAUCUACCUUUACCAGAAGCUUUAGAUAAGCCACAACUAGGAAUAAUUAAUCCACAAAAUAGGGACGAUAAUAAAGAGGAAGCAAAAAAAGCAAAUAGAAAGCCACCACAUCUUAAUGAAAUCUGGAGACUUAGACGAAAUGCAAAUAUAGCAAAUUUUGAAGGUAUAAAAUUUCCAGCAACACUUCAUGAUAUAGAUAAAUUCGAAGAAAGCAAUCCUAAUUAUGCUAUCAAUAUAUUUAAACCAUUUUAUAGAGAAGCUUUCGGAAAAAUAAAAGUAGAUAUAGAUCCAUUACAUAUUUCAGAACGUAAUUAUCAAGUAGAGCAUAUGAUAUAUUUAUUAUAUUUAAUAGAAGAUUUCGAGCGAUUAAUGCAUAAGUGGAAUAACUAUCAUGAUAAAAAAUACUUUUGCCGAAAAUGCUUGCGAUUUUCAUAUAGUCGAUUAGAUUUAUUACAGAAACAUAUUCUUACAUGUCCAGGUCCAAAUAAGGCUUCACAACGUUUAAUUCUCCCAGAAGAAGAUAAGAAUUAUGUAAAACCCAAAACAAUGCAAAAACCAGUGAUUAAUCGAGAAUCAGAAAAUAUAAUAAAAGACUUAAUAGAAAACCUUCAAGAAGAUCUAGAACGAAAAUAUCAAACUGCAAACAAAUGUUGGAUAUGUAAAGAAAAAUUACAUAAAGCUGAAUAUAAUAAAAUUCAUAUAUUCGAUCCUGAAACCAAAAAAUAUUUGGGUGCUUCGUAUAGAAAAUGUCACGAGAAAAAAUUAAUGAUUCAAGAUAAGUUAGAUGAUGAGCAAAAAGAAAAACAUAAAUCUUGUAAG
This is a messenger RNA of Cetraspora pellucida, 1448 nucleotides long. The record is from the annotation of a GenBank genome assembly. NCBI's taxonomy places the organism in Eukaryota, Fungi, Glomeromycota, Glomeromycetes, Diversisporales, Gigasporaceae.